Molecule: messenger RNA, 1490 nt
Organism: Vigna angularis (adzuki bean)
Lineage: Eukaryota; Viridiplantae; Streptophyta; Magnoliopsida; Fabales; Fabaceae
Product: zinc finger CCCH domain-containing protein 6
Exons: 4
Coding region: 103-1266 (387 amino acids)
Molecular function (GO): metal ion binding
Source: RefSeq, a predicted model, not a curated record
AGUCUCACACUGUCAUUGCUCAUUCAUUUCAAUUUUCAAGCAUCUCUUCCCUCAAUUCCAUUUUCUCUCCUUCACUUGAUAGAAGAAAAUCGGAGAUUUAAUAUGCAGCAGGCAAGGAAAUUAAAAACGGUUUCGUGGGCUCCUCAAUCUCAUCUUUGUCAGGUAAAAAUUUUCUCAUCUGAGGAAAGUCCUUCAAAAAUUGGAAACAAAUCUGAAGAUGAUUUUCAAGCAAAGACAUUGUCCACCAGGCCUUCAACCCUUGAACAUGAUGAUUUCCCACCUGGAUUUGAAGGCAAUCAUUUCCAGAAUCAAUCAAAGUCAGAAUUUUCUUACAUUAAAUGGGAAAGCCCUCCUCCGCUUGUUCUGAAUCGUUGUUGGAGCGUGGCAGCUGGUGAAGAAAGUACGGAGAAAUAUGAUGAGAUGCUAAGAGAAAGGAGAGUGUCUGAAGCAUAUUAUCCUUGUAGUUCUGCCAUUCCUCCAAGCCCUUUUGUUUCAUUUAACGUGGAGAAUGAAAGUUAUGAUGAUAGUCUUACUCCUAUCAUCUCUCUCAUUCCCAUUGAGGAAUAUGAAUCAGUAACAGGUAUUAACCAUGAUGUUUCUGUCACAAAAAAACAUGGAGACUCUCUCUCCAAACUGCAGACACAAACCACACAGCAAUGCAUUCCACCAGCAACAACAUCUUCGGAGGCAAAUUUCGUUGCAACUUCUAUAACUACUGUUUCAUCUACCAUCUUAAAAAGCAUCGAAGAAGGAACCGUGAUUGAUGUUGAUUUUCUCUUUAAAAUAGCUAAUGACCCAAUAAUGAUUGAGAAAAGAAUAGAAGAAUAUUCAACUGUUACCACCACUGGGAUGAAUACACCCUCAAGGACUGUGAGUGCAAGAAAAUCAUCAGCUCCAUCAAAUCCACUGAUGAUCGUCGCCCCUGAAAUGUCUGAAAUUCCAUCUAGUUCAUUGCUGGAACCUGCACAUGAUAAUCAUGUAACUGCAACUCCACUUGUUCCUUUGUCUGGAUCUGUAUCUGCUCACACAGCUGCACCUCAUGUAAAAGAUGUCAAUUACUAUAAAAACCUUGUUAGAAAAUAUGAUGGUAUGAGUCAGCCAGGCAAGCAGAAUAAUAAUCAUUUGGAAUAUUAUAAACGACCUCGUGUCCUUAAUCCAAAUGAAGUGAAAAGGAAAAUUCAGAAAUCGUGCAAAUACUCUAAGACUUCAAGGGGUCGCCGUGGUUCCAAAUGCCGUUAUCUGCAUGAUAAGGUGUGGAGAAUGUAAUCUGAAGUUGCAUAUUCUGAUGGUGAAGAGUGUUUACAUUGUACUCACGGAGGGGAAGUCAUUCAGUGAGUUAGAAGUGGAAAACUUUUCUUAUUCUAACAGUUUUAUGAAUAUUUUGGUCAGGAGAAUGUCAGCGCUUGACAAUACUGAAUUAUCUGAUAUUUUCUACUAAGUUCGUAGCCACACCAUGCAUUUUGUUAGUAUUUAUUAUAAAAUGUUUUAUA